This is a messenger RNA of Triticum aestivum (bread wheat), 1016 nucleotides long. RefSeq lists its product as uncharacterized. Gene Ontology annotation, biological process: regulation of DNA-templated transcription; endosperm development. Lineage: Eukaryota; Viridiplantae; Streptophyta; Magnoliopsida; Poales; Poaceae. Gene Ontology annotation, molecular function: protein dimerization activity; DNA-binding transcription factor activity. Bases 163 to 729 code for a protein of 188 amino acids. The transcript is spliced from 2 exons. The record is from RefSeq and is a predicted model, not a curated record.
UUCCCUUCCGGACCAGGCACCACCAACUCAAAAGCUGACACCAUGCCCGUCCCCAAUGGCGCUGCGCUCCGCUGCCCAACACAGAGUGUACCCCGGCUCGCAACCCCAUAAAAACAGAGAGGCACUCGCGCCGGUUGCUCCGACGAGAUCGAUCGCCCCGCCAUGGCCGAGGAGGCGCAGGCGCUGGGGUUGGCUCUGGGUCUGGGAACCGAAAGCUCGCCGGGGACGACGUUGGUCGAGGACUCGGUGACUCGUGCGGGGGCGUCCAGGCGGCGCAGGUCGCCCCGUCUGGAGCGCGCGCGCCGGCAGGCCAUGUCCGUGCUCUUCGACGAGCUGGGCGCGCUGCUCCCCGACCUCCCCCACCGGGCGUGCAAGGCGGACAUCGUCGACGGGGCCAUCGCGUACGUCAGGGCGCUGGAGGACACGGCCGCCGAGCUCGAGGCGCACAGGGCGAUGUCGGCCGGGCGGAGCCGCCGCGCGCGCCACGGCGGCGGUGCCGCCGAGGUCGUCGUGGCGGGGGAGACGUCGUGCUUCGCCGUCCGGCUGCGCGCGGCAAGGCCGGGCGCGCUCACGCGCGUGCUCCAGGUGUUCCAGCGGCACCGCGUGCCCGUCCUGGCGACCACCGUCUCGCGAAACGGCGGGGAGGCAGCGGUCACGGUCACCACGGCGGUGGUGGCACCGGCGGUCGCGGGGAAGAUCGAGGCAGAUAUUAUUAGCAGCAAUGCGUGAGUGAUGAGUCCUACUGAAUGAUCGAUCAGCUAUGUCGUCUUGGAUCCUCGUAGUAUUAUCGUUCGGUCGAUGCAUUUCUCCUCGAAUUUUGACUCUUGCCUUCAGCACUCAGACAACCGUAUGCCACAAUGCUGUAUAUAUCUCCUAUUUGCCAGCGCGCCAUAAACAUGGCAGUACACCAUCUAAACUCUUCCAAGCUAAUUUUCUUUACAGAUCUGCUAAUUUUUAUUCAGAUUAGAUUUAGCUAUGCCUCAUUUAAGUUCUAUCGAAUGAUCAGAUUUUCUAAA